UAAACGAAUAUUUAAAAGCUUUAUUGCUUAAAAAUUAAUAACAGUAGUUAAUGUAUGAUAUCUUUGCUUUUAAAAGUAAAAAAAGAGGGAAGGAAGAUGUCUUUUAUUAUUUUAAAAUUAAUAACAGUUUUAAUGUUAUUUUUUCAUUUCAAACGGCUAGCCGGUAGAUUUACGUCUUGGUUUGAGACUUUGGUAUAAGAUUAACUGAUUCCAGACUUCGAUAAAAAUCUAUCGAAAUUAAUCGAACGUUUGUUUACAUAUUAAAUUUUGAUUUUAAUGAAUAGUAUUGUAGUUUUUAAUGUGAAUUAACUGGCACACAAUGCUGAGACACUGCCUCACCAACGUGGACUACGUCCGCCUACACGCCCAGCAGCAGUUGCGUCCGAAAUGCGGCGAGAUCUUCUACGAACAGGAGGCGAACAGCUUCCAACUGGUUUGCCUGCUUUGUGAGAUGAAGCAUUUUGGAUUCGAAGACUUCGCCCGCCACAUCCGGAAUGUGCAUUUUGACAAGCAGGGACGGCCACUGACCCAAGCCGUCACAGGAUUGGGAACGAGACCAGGAGCCGAUCAAGAGUUCCAAAAGGUGCUCUUAGCACCAGCCAGCCAGCCCAACAUUAAGGAGGAGUUUCUUAACAACAACGAUGCCCUAGAUGAAUAUAGUGUUGAAGAAGAACUCGAACAGGACGAGGAAAAUCCAUUGCGUAUCAUGGUACUCGAACGUAAACAGUCCGAGGACGAGGAAACCAUUGAUACCAUGUGGCAACCAGAUCCGACCAGUUCCUCCGAUUCCGACAUUGAAGGUUGCGAUCUGGAGGCUUUUUCGGUCGUAGAAAAUACUCAAUAUAACCAAGAAGAAGAGCAAGAGGAACAACAGUCCGUUUUUAAGAAGCAACGGCAACGUAAGGACUAUAACUGCCCACAUUGCGAUCGCAAGUAUACGACACAGAAAUACCUAAACACACACUUGAAGAUGAGCCACCCGUAUCCGCAAGCAUUCAAGUGCAACGACUGCGAAGCAACCUUUGACGUGGAUCGGGCUUUGGCCCAGCACCGUCGCAAGGAGCACACGGAGUUCGCCUGCCAGCUGUGUGAUAAGGUGUUCAAGAGCUCGCGCUCGCUACUUCGUCAUAUCCAAGGACACUCCGGCGCACGGACUUUCAAGUGCGAGCACGAGAAUUGUGGCAAAUCUUUUGUUAAUCAGCAUAACCUCACCUCCCAUCGACGUGUCCACAGCGAUGAGCGAAAUUACGUGUGCGAACUGUGUGGCUAUAGAUCUCGCUACCGGGAGGCGUUGAUCGUCCACCGGCGUACUCAUACCGGUGAGAAACCCUUCCAGUGCCAAACCUGUUCCCGUCGCUUUGCGUCAAAGUCACUUCUCAACGAACACCAAGCUAUGCACUCCACUGAAAAGCCCUAUAAGUGCGACAAAUGUGAUUCGGCCUUCUCCCGUCCAAAAGCACUGUACCAUCAUAAGCAUCUUCAUUUGGGAAUCAAAAAGUUUAAAUGCAAGAUUUGUGGAAAUGCUUAUGCCCAGGCGGCAGGACUAUCCGCUCAUAUGCGAGCGCACAAACUCCAGGCGGCGGCCAAUGCAUCUGAGGGUGUCGAAACGGGACCCAUUGAGAUGCUGUUUACGUUCUGACUGGAUUGAAGAAGUCUUCUUUCUUCUUCAAUUUCUGGUUUCCGAAAAAUUAUUGUACCACAAUAUCAUACAUCAAAUUCUACAUCCACUGAUUAACGUUUGAUGGCUAAAAACUGUUAACAGAAUCUUAUUCAGUUUGUCUUAUUUUAGUUUUAGUAUAUCUUUCAUAGUUUAAAAGAAACCAAUACUUUAAAGGAAAUUCAGAUUUAAAGAUAUAGUUAAUUCGAAUACCUGAAAAAUGUACUAUGUUUUUUUAAAAGAAAAUCUUCCCAUUUCUGUUGAUAAAGUAUUUGUACCUACAUAUCAAUAGUGAUCAUUUGUAUAUACUGUUAAAUCUGUUCAAUAUUAAGCUAAUUAUAAGAGUAUUCUUCCAAAUAGAUUAAGUCUAAGAAAACCAUUUUGCACACACGCAAGUAUAAUAAAAUUCUUAACAAAUGGUA
Molecule: messenger RNA, 2079 nt
Organism: Drosophila eugracilis
Lineage: Eukaryota; Metazoa; Arthropoda; Insecta; Diptera; Drosophilidae
Product: zinc finger protein 664
Exons: 2
Coding region: 320-1639 (439 amino acids)
Biological process (GO): regulation of transcription by RNA polymerase II
Molecular function (GO): DNA-binding transcription factor activity; RNA polymerase II cis-regulatory region sequence-specific DNA binding
Source: RefSeq, a predicted model, not a curated record